This is a messenger RNA of Centropristis striata (black sea bass), 1558 nucleotides long. It is a transcript of the gene cd4-2.2, whose product is annotated as CD4-2 molecule, tandem duplicate 2. The transcript has 8 exons. Gene Ontology annotation, cellular component: membrane raft; external side of plasma membrane. Gene Ontology annotation, biological process: positive regulation of ERK1 and ERK2 cascade; T cell activation; interleukin-15-mediated signaling pathway. NCBI's taxonomy places the organism in Eukaryota, Metazoa, Chordata, Actinopteri, Perciformes, Serranidae. Bases 1 to 951 code for a protein of 316 amino acids. Gene Ontology annotation, molecular function: protein tyrosine kinase binding; MHC class II protein binding. The record is from RefSeq and is a predicted model, not a curated record.
AUGACGGAUGAGCUGAUUUACAUCAAACACUUUAGAGUGCUGGGUGCGUUCUCUGCUGCAGCCAAAGUGUUCGUCACAAAACCACGAGAGAGAGUCCUCCUCGAGUGUGGGGUCUCCGACUUCAGAACCAGCCUGGUGUGGAAUCGUGAAGGUGCCCUGAUUUUCAACGUUGCUGGAAGGACUGGCACCAGUCGCAGAGGCAUAGGUGACAUUGUGUCAAGGUCAAGAAUCAUUCAAACAACAAAGCUGCAGAUAUCGCCUGUGAAGCUAGAAGAUGCUGGAAACUUCAUUUGCGAGGCAGAUAGGAAACGUCACGAACACACACUCCUUGUGGUCUCAGUGUCGGCCAGCCCCUCCACUGAGAUCCAGCAGGGCAGUGAGGCCACGCUCCUGUGUCAGGUAAAAGGUCUGAAACCAGGAUCUACAGUGAAGUGGAAGAGGCCAGGUGGUACAGACUCAGGGUCAGAGACUGUUCAACUCAAACCUGUAGCCCAGUCUGAUGCAGGAGUCUGGACCUGUUUGGUCUCCCAUGAUGGGGUGUCACACAGUGAGAGGCUAGAAAUCAAAGUUCAAGAACCUCGUCCUGAAACACCUGCACCACCCCCAACACAAGGCUCGAAGAACACCCCGAAGCAACCCUGCAAAAACUGCUCCGUACCCAGAGAUACCGAUACUCCAGCGCUGAUGUUGUUGGGGCUCAGCUGGUGGAUCUGGGUGGCAGUCGGAGUAGGCGUCCUGGUUAUGGUCCUCCUGAUAAUCCUUGUAAUUGUCUUGUGCAAGAGGAUCAAAAGAAAGAAGAGAAAACUUCGGAUGAUGAAGAAUGGCCGAAUCCCACUGAAGCCCAAGAAGUACUGCGAGUGUGACCACCCAGCAGCUGCAGCAAAACCGCGGCAAGGACGCCGGAGAGAGAAGCCAUCAGCUCUCCCUCUGCCACCCCUGCUAAUGGAGUGACAUGAAAGACGGAUCGAAGAAAGCAAAGAUAGACAGAAAGAAAGAGAGUGAGAGAGAAAGAGAAAGAGAGGACUAGAUAGAGAUAAAGAGAGAGCGACUGAAAGAGAACCACAGUGUGAAUAUGGCAUGAAUGUAAAUGGGCUUUUGAAUGCUGGAGAUGAAAAUAAAAAUCAAAUGUAAUGAUGUGGGCACUUUGAGCUUUUCCACCAAUAUAACCAGUGAACUGAAUGCAAAUAGGCUUCUCCACUGCAACAGAGAGCAGCAACCGUCUGUACUUACUUUUGACAUUUAUGCAGCAUAUUGACAUGUUAAGAUCAUCCUGGAAUACAGCAUUGUCUGUACUAUAUACUGUGCUUUCAAUUUAAUUCAGCUGAUUUCAGCAUAUUUUCUGUAUUGUGUUUAUUUGUAUUUGAUAGAUGCCUAUGUAUACUUUGUCUUUAGCUUUUAAAUGAAAAUGUUAUUGAAAUGUAUUGAAGUUUUAUGUCUUUUUUGUCCUCAGACAAUAAACUAUAAGGAUACCCAACUGCACAGUCUGCAUUUUCCAGCAUUGUAAAACAGACAGGGGAGGCUUGUUUAAAAAUGAAUUAUUUGCAGUUAACUUGAUGGA